Messenger RNA from Myotis davidii, 1856 nucleotides. It is a transcript of the gene RPH3AL, whose product is annotated as rabphilin 3A-like (without C2 domains). The transcript has 7 exons. Gene Ontology annotation, molecular function: small GTPase binding. Lineage: Eukaryota; Metazoa; Chordata; Mammalia; Chiroptera; Vespertilionidae. The record is from RefSeq and is a predicted model, not a curated record. Bases 169 to 939 code for a protein of 256 amino acids. Gene Ontology annotation, biological process: intracellular protein transport.
UAUUGACUUAAGUCCGAGUGAUUCAGAUCUUCAUCAGGGUCGCCCCUGACAGCUGUGUGGUGGGAGGGCGGGACCGCCUCCUCCCGGCUGGGGCACCAGCGGGUCAGGCCCGGGAGAAGCCCCCCUCUGUUCCUGAUGUGACGCCCACGCUGGCUGGGGGCCCUGAGCAUGGCCGACACCAUCUUCGGCAGCGGCAGCCACCAGUGGGUCUGCCCCAAUGACCGGCAGCUCGCCCUGCGAGCCAAGCUGCACACAGGCUGGUCUGUGCACACCUACCAGACCGAGAAGCAGAGGAAGAGCCAGGGCCUCAGCCCGGACGAGGUGGAGGCCAUCCUGCAGGUCAUCCAGAGGGCCGAGCGGCUGGACGUCCAGGAGCAGCAGAGGAUCGGAAAGUCUGCACCAAGUGUGGGAUCGAGGCCUGCCCUGGCCAGAAGCGGCCCCUGUGGCUGUGUAAGAUCUGCAGUGAGCAGAGAGAGUGGUUUCCAGCGACAGCGACAGCGACUCGGACCUCAGCUCCUCCAGCCUGGAGGACAGACUCCCGCCCCCUGGGCUCGGGGACCCGAAAGGCGGCAGAUCCAGGGGGGACUCAGGUGGCAGCGUGGAGUCCCCCAAGAUGGAGCUCACCCACCCACCCAGCCACCUGUCGGGGAGCCAGAGCAGCCUGGCCAGCGAGGCCGGGACCGGCUCUGCAGACCCACAGAAGGGCACCCCACCCUGGCCGGACCCAAAGGGCUCCAGCAAAAGGCACACCCGGGCGAGUCCCCGCUGCUGAUGUGGCCGAGGAGCCCUCCGCCUGCCCUGGGCAGAGGCCUGCGGGGCGCACGGGGCAGGCUUUCCAGUGGGAAGAGUGAGAGAGAGCGCGCACCCACAUGCUGGAGCCAGACCUGCCGGCUCCUUCCUGACCAGCCCCGGAGGCCGCACAUCCCCUGUCCAGCGUGACCUCUGACUCAUCAGACCAGUGUUUGGGGGCUGAGUCUGCUUCUCCCACUCAGUGCCUUUCUGCCCCUUUCUUCCGGGAGCCCUCACACACACCCCUCCCCCGCCCCCAGCCAUGUCACUCAGCUGUGACCUUUAUUUAUUGUCCUCCCUCGGCCCCCCCACUCCUACACCCCCCCCCGUGUUUAUUUCAAGUUGGCUCUCCCCUUGGGUUGGGCUGGAUGGGCCGUCACCCCCUGGUGGGGCCCCCACGUGCACUGCAGUUUCAGGGGCACCAGGCUGGCUCCUCCACGUUGUAUUCAUGGGAGAAGCCCAGCCCUGAGCGUUACCCUCCAAAGCUGAGCUUGGCCCCGAGACCAGCCCUGGAGUCCAGAGCAGGAGGGAUGAGAGAGUCCCCACCCUUUCCCUCUGCUGGGGCCCGGGAGGUGGGAGCUGGGACCUGGCUCUGUGGAUUCCUGGAACCCCUCCUCGGCCCCCCUGGUGUUCCCAGCCUCUCCCCGCACCCCCCUGGAGCUGAGAAGGGCUCUGGGGGAGACUGAGAUGUCGCUCACUGAAGAGCUGCCUUCAGCCUCUGCAGCUGGGCCUCAGCUCCCCGAAGCCAUUAAUUCACGUCUCUUCAGUCGGUUCGGUUUGGUGUGAAAAAUACUUAAUUCAAAGCACGGGCAAAUGCUUCUGGAAAACCCUUCCCCGAAGAGAGAGAGAACGUGUGUUUGUGUGCGUGGGUGUUGUCUGUACCCUCCCAUCCUUCCUCUCCCCGCCCCCGCCACGGCCUCCGCCCUCGAAGGGCCCGCUCCCCAGGCCCUCAGGCCCCCACCAUUAGCUUCUUUGCCACGGCUACUGGCAGAUGGUAAAAGAACUCACUGUGUCCCUGUGACUAGCUAUGCUUCAGAAUACAAAUAAAGGUUAGGGUUUGCAUUGAG